UUUGUAUCUAUACAACACUGGCAGCCAAUUGCACGUGCAGCGCCAAAACAAGUGAUUUUGCGAAUACAUUUAGAAUCAAUUAAAUAAAUAGUUAUGGAUAACGCAAACGAUGAAAUUGAUAUGGAGGUCGUGGAGCCAGAGGAUGCGGAAAGCGACAUGGAGUCCGGAAGCGACAACGAAGAAGACGCUGAUGACGAUGGUGAGACCCCAAAGGAGCCCAAGCAAGUCUAUUUGCCGGGCCAACAGCUGGCCGAAGAUGAGGAGCUGGUGUGCGACGAGAGUGCCUACGUCAUGCUACAUCAGGCUUCCACAGGUGCGCCCUGUCUGAGCUUUGAUAUACUGCCCGAUGAACUGGGCACGGGCCGGGAGACCUUCCCGAUGACCGCCUAUUUGCUGGCCGGAACUCAGGCAGCUCGCACACAUGUCAACAACUUGAUAGUGAUGAAGAUGAGUAAUCUGCACAAGACCCAAGACGACGACGAUGCUGACGAGGAUGAUGAGGAGCUGGAGGAUGACCAGGAUGAGGUGGCCGACAAGAGUGAGCUGAAGAAACCACAAAUGACCUGUGCCCUUAUCAAGCAUCAGGGAUGCGUGAACCGUGUGCGUGCCCGUCGCCUCGGGAAUACGGUUUAUGCAGCCUCCUGGAGUGAAUUGGGACGCGUGAACAUCUGGAAUCUGUCACAGCAGCUGCAGGCUGUCGAGGAUGCCCAGCUGCUCAAGCAGUACGAGCAGCAAAGCGCCAGCAAUGAUUCCACAAUGUCUCGUCCCGCCUUCACGUUUAGUGGCCAUCAGCAGGAGGGAUUCGCCAUUGACUGGAGUGCCAGUGCUGAAGGUGUGCUGGCUACGGGGGAUUGUCGACGUGAUAUACACAUUUGGAGUCCGCUCGAAGACGGCACCUGGAAGGUGGAUCAACGUCCGUUGCUAGGUCACACCGCAUCUGUAGAGGAUUUACAGUGGAGUCCCAACGAACGCAGCGUUCUGGCCUCCUGCUCCGUGGACAAAACCAUUCGCAUUUGGGACUGCCGUGCAGCUCCACAGAAGGCCUGCAUGCUCACCUGCGAGAAUGCGCACGAGAGCGACAUCAAUGUCAUCUCCUGGAACCACACGGAACCCUUCAUCGCCAGCGGCGGUGACGAUGGAUUCCUGCACAUCUGGGACUUGCGUCAGUUUAAGACGCAGAAGCCAAUUGCCACAUUCAAGCAUCAUACGGAUCACAUAACGACUGUCGAAUGGAAUCCCAAUGAGGCAACAGUUCUCGCCUCAGGCGGCGAUGAUGAUCAGAUUGCCUUGUGGGAUUUGGCCGUCGAGAAGGAUGCGGAUCAAGCGCAGGCGCCGGCCCAGAAUGAAGAGGAGCUCAGCAAACUGCCGCCUCAGUUGCUCUUCAUCCAUCAGGGCCAGAAGGAGAUCAAGGAACUGCACUGGCAUCCCCAGCUGCCAGGUGUGAUGCUGUCAACGGCGCACAGCGGAUUUAACAUCUUCCGCACGAUAAGCGUGUGAAUUGUCACGUGAUUUAAACCAGAUAACCCGAUGACCAGAUAACCAGAUAAUUCACUAGCUACUAGACAACAAUAAACAUUAUCAUUUAUAA
Molecule: messenger RNA, 1588 nt
Organism: Drosophila innubila
Lineage: Eukaryota; Metazoa; Arthropoda; Insecta; Diptera; Drosophilidae
Product: glutamate-rich WD repeat-containing protein 1
Exons: 1
Coding region: 94-1497 (467 amino acids)
Molecular function (GO): protein binding
Source: RefSeq, a predicted model, not a curated record